This is a messenger RNA of Ipomoea triloba (trilobed morning glory), 1637 nucleotides long. Its product is annotated as delta(12)-fatty-acid desaturase FAD2-like. The coding region runs from base 265 to 1380 and encodes 371 amino acids. The transcript is spliced from 5 exons. Gene Ontology annotation, molecular function: oxidoreductase activity, acting on paired donors, with oxidation of a pair of donors resulting in the reduction of molecular oxygen to two molecules of water. Lineage: Eukaryota; Viridiplantae; Streptophyta; Magnoliopsida; Solanales; Convolvulaceae. The record is from RefSeq and is a predicted model, not a curated record. Gene Ontology annotation, biological process: lipid metabolic process.
AUUCAUCAAGCGCAAGCCGUGAAUAUUUACCAAAGAUAUUAUAAAUUUAAACUUCUUUCAUUGGGAGGGAGUGGUUAACGUCAUUAUCAGAGAGGUUGAAAAAAUGAUUUUUAAGACAACAGCAGAAGAAAAGGUUAAUAAAUACCUGUGUCUCCGCGAUUCUACGGCCACUCUUCUCGGAAGGAGCUCAGUGAGGUAGAGAGAAGGAGCGGAAAUAUCUCUUGAGGUAAAAUAGGCAAAAUAGCUGUACCCGGUGAGGGCAAGAUGUCUAAACAUGAUCUUCAGCAUGCUCCAUAUGCUAAACCACCUUUUACUUUAGGUGAGAUCAAGAAAGCAAUUCCACCCCAUUGUUUCCAACGGUCUGUCCUCCGCUCAUUCUCUUAUCUUGUUUACGACCUCAUAAUUGUCUCUUUCCUCUACUACGUUGCUACCAACUACUUCCAUCUCCUCCCACACCCUCUCUCCUACCUGGCCUGGCCGCUUUACUGGAUCUGCCAGGGUUGUGUGCUGACUGGAGUUUUUGUCAUUGCCCAUGAGUGUGGCCACCACGCCUUCAGUGACUACCAGUGGCUAAAUGACACUGUUGGCUUUAUCCUCCACUCCGCCCUCCUUGUCCCAUACUUCUCCUGGAAAUAUAGCCAUCGCGGUCACCAUUCCAACACUGGUUCCCUUGAGCGGGAUGAGGUUUUUAUCCCCAAGCAAAAGCCUGAUGUCCUCUGGUAUGCCAAGUGUCAAAACACCCCACAAGGCAGAGCGCUUUUCCUAUUUGCCCAUUUUACCUUAGGGUUUCCUUUAUACUUGAUGUUCAACGCCACUGGCAGACCAUACCCCCGCCUCGCUUGCCACUUCGAUCCUUAUUCCCCUAUGUACUUAGACCGCGAGCGCAUCCAAAUCAUCGUCUCUGAUAUUGGGGUCUUCGCGACAACCUUUGUGCUGUAUAAGCUAGCCACAGCCAAGGGGGUCGCGUGGGUUUUCUGUGUCUACGGUUUCCCAUUACUCAUCGUGAACGGGUUCCUUGUUUUGAUCACGUACCUACACCACACCCACGCGUCAUUGCCACGCUACAAUUCCUCGGAGUGGGAUUGGCUAAGGGGCGCGCUCUCCACAAUGGACAGAGACUACGGGAUUCUCCUCAGCAAGGUGUUACACAACAUCACGGAUACUCACGUAGCGCACCAUUUGUUCCCCACCAUCCCUCACUAUCAUGCAAUGGAGGCCACCAUGGCUAUCAAGCCUGUUCUGGGCGAGUACUAUCAGUUUGAUGCCACGCCCAUCUUUGCCGCAAUGUUUAGGGAAGCCAAGGAGUGUGUUUAUGUUGAGCCAGAUGAUGAUAAUGGUGGCAAGAACAAGGGUGUCUUCUGGUACAAUAAUGAACUUUGAAUUGUUAGGGGAAAAAAAGGAGAAGUAACAAACACCCAAAAAAAAUGGAACGAGUUUCUCCCACUCAAUCACACGUACCGCCGGUUACUUAUUAUUAUUAUUAUUAUUAUUGUUGUUGUUGUUGUUGUUAUUGUUGUUGUUGUUGUUGUUGUUGUUGUUAUAGAUAAAAUAAAUGAUGGAUGUAAUUUGUAACAAUUAUAAUGGACGUAUUCAUGUCUCAUUAUGUAUGCCAUUUAUUAUAAUUUUUGUAUUGUAUA